AUGCAUUCCAAGGUUGGUGCUGCGCUGUUCGUCUGGCUCUUUGCUCGCUGGACUGCCUGUGCAUUCGCCUCGAACAUCACCUGCGCUUGCGAGGAGAUUGCCGCAGCCAUCUCGUCCGUGUCUGAUGUUUACUGGCCUCUAGAAUUGCAGUACACGACUGAUAUCUACCACUAUGCUUCGUCUAGCACCGCCCAGGCUGCGUGUUCUGUUGAGCCUGGCACUGCCGAAGACCUGGGUAUCAUACUUCAAAUAUUGGGGAAAACCCGGACGCCGUUCGGCGUGAAAGGUGGUGGCCACAUUAUGAACCCAGGAUGGUCCUCCAGUACAGGAGUGCAAAUUGCCAUGUAUCGUUUCAACGAGAUCAAUUACGAUGCUGCGUCGCAAUCGGUCGAUCUGGGGUCUGGCCUCAUCUGGGACGACGUCUAUGCGGCGCUCGAGCCGUACAAUGUGAGUGUCCUUGGUGGGAGAGUCAGUGGGAUCGGUGUGGCUGGAUUCUCUCUGGGCGGAGGAUAUGCGUGGAAGACCAAUCAAUAUGGGUUGACCGUUGACAAUAUCCUAGCGUAUGAACUUGUGCUUCCCAACGGUACGAUUGUGGAUGUCUCGGAGUCAUCAUGCCCGGAUCUAUAUUUCGGUUUGAAGGGCGGGUUCAACAACUUUGGCGUCGUCACGAAAUUCACUAUGAAGGCAUGGCCGCAAACUGAAAUUUGGGGUGGCGUCAUCGAAAUCGAUGGUUACCUCUACGCGGAGGAUUUCAAAUCCGCGACGGCAAAUUUUUCCACUAACGUCACUGAUCCUAAGGCGACCGUGUUGUUGGCAUACAACUACGCCAUCGGUGUUUACUUGAUGACUGCAAUUAUAUUUUACGACGCCCCUACACCCCCCCGGGGCAUUUUUGACGAGUUCCUCGCGAUCCCGUACUUGUCGAGUGAUGUGUGCACACGUUCAUUCUUGUCACUUGUGCAAGCCUCUCCUUCCAAUAUCACUUCCUUGGAACGUGGAUUCUUCAAUACUGUCUCAUUACAGGCUAUCACACCCACUCUGCUCGAUGUGGUCCACAACGAGAGUCUGUACUGGGGUGCCCUGAUGUCGCUCGACUCCGGCACUCUGAUCAGCUACGACGUAGAGCCCUUCCUGCCAAAUAUUCUCACGCACGGCGGCCCCAGUGCAUUCCCACCCACGCGCAGCGAGCGCUACCUCCCACUGAAUCUCUACUACAGCUGGACGCUGCCAACCUCGGACGAUGCCAUGUACGAUGUGCUCGUGAAGUCCGCGGACACGAUCACGAACGCGGCCAUCGCGGAGGGCCAGGACAUUUCGGGCGCGGCGCUGUAUCCCAACUAUGCGCUGUAUGGGACGGCGGUGGAGAAGAUGUAUGGUGACAAUGCGGGCACCUUGGCUGCGCUGAAGGCGAAGUAUGACCCGGAGAAUGUCAUGGGUCUCGCGGGAGGGUGGAAGUUCUGA
Sparassis crispa is the source of this 1461-nucleotide messenger RNA. RefSeq names its product FAD-dependent monooxygenase yanF. Gene Ontology annotation, molecular function: oxidoreductase activity; FAD binding. Lineage: Eukaryota; Fungi; Basidiomycota; Agaricomycetes; Polyporales; Sparassidaceae. The record is from RefSeq and is a predicted model, not a curated record. The transcript has 11 exons. The coding region runs from base 1 to 1461 and encodes 486 amino acids.